This is a messenger RNA of Cheilinus undulatus (humphead wrasse), 870 nucleotides long. RefSeq names its product hyphally regulated cell wall protein 3-like. The record is from RefSeq and is a predicted model, not a curated record. The transcript has 3 exons. Lineage: Eukaryota; Metazoa; Chordata; Actinopteri; Labriformes; Labridae. Bases 1 to 756 code for a protein of 251 amino acids.
AUGGCACCGUCCACGUGCAACAAUGGCACCGUCCACGUCGAAUGCAACAGUUGCAACAAUGGCACCGUCCACGUCGAACGCAACAGGUGCAACAAUGGCACCAACGAUGGCAAACGCAACAGGUUCAACAAUGGCACCGUCCAUGUCAAACGCAACAGCUGCAACAAUGGCACCAACGAUGGCAAACACAACAGGUUCAACAAUGGCACCGUCCACGUCAAACGCAACAGCUGCAACAAUGGCACCAACGAUGGCAAACGCAACAGGUUCAACAAUGGCACCGUCCACGUCAAACGCAACAGCUGCAACAAUGGCACCAACGAUGGCAAACUCAACAGGUUCAACAAUGGCACCGUCCACGUCAAACGCCACAGCUGCAACAAUGGCACCAACGAUGGCAAACGCAACAGGUUCAACAAUGGCACCGUCCACGUCAAACGCAACAGCUGCAACAAUGGCACCAACGAUGGCAAACACAACAGCUGCAACAAUGGCACCAACAAUGGCAAACGCAACAGGUUCAGCAAUGGCACCGUCCAUGUCAAACGCAACAGCUGCAACAAUGGCACCAUCCACGAUGGCAAACGCAACAGGUUCAACAAUGGCACCAUCCACGUCAAACGCAACAGCUGCAACAAUGGCACCAACGAUGGCAAACACAACAGCUGCAACAAUGGCACCAUCCACAGCAGCAACCACGGCAGCGGCACCACUUACACCAAACACUACAGCGACAAAUCUUGCCAACCCUGUUGAUAGAAGUGGUUGUGGAACUACACAACUCUGUGCAGCUGAGCCCUCUAGUUGUGACCCUUCCGCUGCAGGAUCGUGUUUCUUUGCUCGUGCAAGGAGAACGAGUGGUCAAAACUU